AACUUAAUUUUUGCAGUUCGAUAUUUUCCCCCUCACGACUCACUUCACAAAAUCACACUGACCACCGUCGACUCCGACCUUCAUCGACUCACGCCCGUCACAUGCACGACUUAGCAGGCCAAACCAUGCGAACCCUAACCCUCCUUCCCUGAGCUUCGCUCGGCGCUUCUGCGGCCGCCUCCGAUGCCGACGACUUGUUCCUCUGCUUCCUCUCUUCCGCCAGAUCUGCUCGCCAUCUCCUCCUGCGUUGUGCGUGGUUCGAAUCUGCUGCUGCUGCUGCAGCACGAGCGUCCUGCCGCCGUCACCCGCCAGCGCCGUCGCCGCCACCAAUAAUAGCAGGGACCAAAAGCAACAAUGAGUGUGAUUCAGAAGUUUUUCAUUGCUUCAAUGUUCAUGUGGGCUGUCCCUGUUGCAAUUCUGUAUGGUUUUAACAAUAAUCUGUUUCCUGGAACAGACAAUUUGUCCCCUUACUCUGUGACACUAGUGAGUGGAUUUCUUGCGGUUAUAUCAGUUAAUGUAGUCAUAGCAUUUUACAUAUACUUGGCGAUGAGGGAACCUGCCGAAAAACACGAGCCAGAUCCCAAAUUUCUCGCUGAGGCCAAGGCUAGUAUGAAGCAGCCAACAACUGAUGCUCCGCAAUCUUCUGACUCUCAGAAGAAAGAACAGUAGGCUGUGUCCUUAGGCAGUUAGCCCUCUUUGUUGUACUGUUCUUCUUAGGAAGGAUAGGAGAGAAGGGGAUGAAGGGUGAAGGUCCUGAAUUGUGCACGCUUGAUCAUAUCUUAGUUAUGACGUUUGCAUAUGAUCCAUGUUGUGCACAAUCUCUGUUUUAUUCUGACAGUAUUUUAUGUAUCUACUAAUCAAUUUGCCGCUCCAUUGCACAGGGUAUGGACAAUUGUUA
Arachis duranensis is the source of this 898-nucleotide messenger RNA. RefSeq lists its product as uncharacterized. The record is from RefSeq and is a predicted model, not a curated record. Gene Ontology annotation, biological process: vacuolar proton-transporting V-type ATPase complex assembly. The transcript has 3 exons. NCBI's taxonomy places the organism in Eukaryota, Viridiplantae, Streptophyta, Magnoliopsida, Fabales, Fabaceae. Gene Ontology annotation, cellular component: endoplasmic reticulum membrane. Bases 355 to 669 code for a protein of 104 amino acids.